Messenger RNA from Aspergillus chevalieri, 2997 nucleotides. RefSeq names its product DNA ligase (ATP) DNL4 (gene LIG4). The transcript has 6 exons. Gene Ontology annotation, cellular component: DNA ligase IV complex. Gene Ontology annotation, biological process: DNA recombination; DNA biosynthetic process; double-strand break repair via nonhomologous end joining. NCBI's taxonomy places the organism in Eukaryota, Fungi, Ascomycota, Eurotiomycetes, Eurotiales, Aspergillaceae. Gene Ontology annotation, molecular function: DNA ligase (ATP) activity; DNA binding; ATP binding. The coding region runs from base 1 to 2997 and encodes 998 amino acids. The record is from RefSeq and is a predicted model, not a curated record.
AUGGUUUCAGACGAGGUUAUGGGGCCUGCGGCUGAGGAGCUGGAUGAAGACCUUGACGAGAAAUUCCCAAACCGCCCACACAAUCAUUCUCCUACACUCCCAUUCCACGAACUCUUUCUCACCCUCUUCAACCCGCUUAGCGAAAUCAAGAAGAGACCCGCAGGCCAAGGUCCCGCACGCCGGAAAGUCGGUCCUAGUGGAAAGUCCGCCGCGAACCUCAACCCCAUCGAAAGGCGACGUGAUAUCAUAGAGCGAUUCAUAUCCCGGUGGAGGAGGGAGGUGGGUGAUGAUAUCUACCCGGCUUUUAGGCUGAUUCUUCCGGACAGGGACCGGGAUCGCGCGAUGUACGGUAUGAAAGAGAAGGUGAUCGGGAAGAUGCUCGUGAAAAUCAUGAAGAUCGAUAAGAAUUCCGAGGACGGGUUUAACCUGCUCAAUUGGAAGCUACCGGGACAAACAGCGGCGACUCGGAUGGCUGGCGAUUUCGCCGGUCGAUGCUACGACGUGAUUUCGAAACGGCCGAUGCGGACGGAACUCGGGAACAUGUUAAUCGAAGAGGUGAAUGAAAAACUCGACCAGUUGUCCGUAGCUUCGAAGGAAGAAAACCAGUUACCCAUCUUGGCCGAAUUCUAUCGUCGGAUGAGUCCCGAGGAGCUUCUGUGGUUGAUCCGGAUUAUCUUGCGACAGAUGAAGGUUGGAGCCACGGAGCGGACAUUUUUUGACGUGUGGCAUUCGGACGCAGAAAAUUUGUAUAGUAUCUCUAGCAGCUUACGGCGCGUCUGCUGGGAGCUCCACGACCCUAAUCUUCGACUGGAGGCAGAAGACCGGGGGAUAACACUGAUGCAAUGUUUCCAACCCCAACUGGCACAGUUUCAAAUGCAUUCGCUGGAGAAGAUGAUUAGCCGAAUGAAGCCAACAGAUGACGAUCCGGUUUUUUGGAUUGAAGAGAAGCUCGAUGGAGAGCGUAUGCAGCUCCAUAUGGCACCUGAUAGUUCGUUACCUGGAGGCCGGAGGUUUGGCUUCUGGUCGAGGAAGGCCAAGGACUACACGUAUCUCUACGGGAACGGGAUACACGACGAGAAUGGCGCACUGACCAGACAUCUUGGGGAUGCGUUUGUGGACGGUGUACAGAGCGUAAUUCUGGAUGGUGAGAUGGUCACAUGGGAUCCCGAGCAGGAUGCGCCUGUUCCGUUCGGUACAUUGAAGACAGCUGCAAUUGCUGAGCAGCGGAAUCCCUUUUCGACGGGACCACGUCCUCUUUUUCGUGUUUUUGAUCUAUUGUAUCUGAAUGGGCGCGACGUGACGAAGUAUACUCUACGUGACCGUCGGAAUGCCUUGCAGAAGGCUGUGAAAUCAGUUAACCGAAGACUUGAGAUACAUCCGUAUCAAGAGGCCACCACUACCGCAGAGAUUGAGACCGCCCUUAGAACAGUUGUCGCGGAAGCCUCUGAAGGGUUGGUGUUGAAAAGCCCUAGAUCGCCUUACCGGUUGAACGAGCGACACGACGACUGGAUGAAGGUAAAGCCAGAGUACAUGACUGAAUUUGGGGAAUCUUUGGAUCUCAUUGUGGUUGGCGCGUAUUACGGCAGCGGUCGUCGGGGUGGUUCUCUUUCCAGCUUCUUGUGCGGACUGCGCGUCGACGGCGCCCAGAGCUCACAAAGUACCAAUCCCAUGAAAUGCUACUCCUUCUGCAAGGUCGGUGGAGGCUUCAACGCGCAAGACUACGCGAAUAUCCGCCAUCACACAGACGGCAAAUGGAUGGAUUGGGAUCCAAAGAAGCCACCGAUGACAUACAUCGAGCUGGCUGGUGGGGAUGCACAGUACGAACGACCAGACGUAUGGAUUAAGCCAGAUGACUCGGUUGUUCUGUGUGUCAAGGCGGCGUCGGUUUCUGUUAGCGACCAGUUCCGAAUGGGACUGACUCUGCGGUUCCCGCGGUUUAAGAGAUUACGCAGUGACAAGGACUGGAAGACUGCUCUUUCUGUGCAAGAAUUCCUCGAUCUCAAAUCGAAUGUGGAACAGGAGCAUAAAGAGAAGGAGUUCAGUGUUGAUAACAGUCGUAAGAAGCGGGUUAAGAGAACGACAAAGAGGCCUCUUGAAAUCGCAGGAUACAAUGCAGACAAGGAGGUUGGAUAUGUUGGACCGUCUGGUCGUAUUUUCGAGGGGUUGAACUUUUACAUCUUGACGGAUUCAAGCGUACCAGAGAAGAAGUCGAAAGCUGAGCUGGAACACCUUGUCAAAGCCAACGGGGGUAAAUUCUUUCAGACGAGCACUGCUGCACCGAAUACCAUUUGCGUCGCGGAUAGAAGAACGGUGAAAGUUGCAUCCCUGCAAAAGAGUGGUGAAAUAGAUAUAAUCCGACCUUCAUGGCUCAUGGACUGUGUCAAGCAAAACACAGUCGAUGUAGGUCUUCCAGACUUACUACUGCCCCUUGAAGCAAGACACAUGUUUUUCAUGACAGCCAACAAGCAAGAAGAAGUCGAAUCGAACCUCGACCAGUUCAACGAUAGCUAUGCCCGGGACAUGACAGCCAACGAACUCAAGGACAUCCUCGAACAGAUGAGCAAAAAGUACAAUUUUGACAGCUCGCAGUGCCCCGAUACAAUCACCAAAAUCACCGAACGUAUCCAAGAACGUGCAUCCACCGGUUAUGAAACCCCAAUUGGCUGGCUGUUUAAAGGUCUCACUUUUUACUUUAACCAUCCCCAAACUGAGGAAACAAAGGAGACAGACCAAGCACAAAGCCUCCGCACAGUCGCAAUGGCUAAUAUCGCCCGAUUCGCCGGCGCGGAUAUUGCCUCUGACACAGGAGACAAGUCCAUAACGCACGUAAUUAUGGACCCUGACACGCCGGCUGCGGAGAUAUCCGCGUUUCGGGGAUCGUUGGCGGCCCGAGGCGCUGGGAGGAAAGUGCCGCAUAUCGUCACGAAUAAGUGGAUUGAGGAGAGCUGGGAUGCGAAGACGUUGUUGGACGAGGAGAGGUUUCAACCUGCUAGGUGA